This is a messenger RNA of Biomphalaria glabrata, 3390 nucleotides long. RefSeq lists its product as uncharacterized. The transcript is spliced from 3 exons. The coding region runs from base 270 to 2834 and encodes 854 amino acids. Gene Ontology annotation, molecular function: protein binding. NCBI's taxonomy places the organism in Eukaryota, Metazoa, Mollusca, Gastropoda, Planorbidae. The record is from RefSeq and is a predicted model, not a curated record.
UCAAACGAGUGUAUGACUCCCAUCUACUCACCUACACUACAUUGAGAGCAAUUGAAAAGUAUUAAUCACUAGUAUACGUUUUCAAAGACUGGAUCUAGAUUUCUAUCAGAUAUGAACGGAAGUCUAUCUGGUGCUGUGUAGGAAAGGAAUAGGUAAUCCGUGCUCAUUAGCAAACGAUUGCUACAUUUAACAUAAUAACUAAAGAUCCGAUUGAAAGAAUCAAGUUCCACUAUUAACCUGGUCCAGCUGGCGUCAUAUCAACCAAAGAAAUGAUUCGCAUCAUUUUUCUUAUCUGUGUGUGUUUAUGUAGUUUCUAUUCAUUUCCACUAAAAGAUUGCCAAUCAAGAAGUCAAGAUAUUUUGUUCAUAAUUGAUUGUCGAAGUGAAGUACAAGAACAGAUAGACUUUAUUCAUACAUCAACAAAUUAUCUAUCUAAAGACAGUAACCAGUUCCAAAGUAUUUACUCAUAUAUUUCGUUUUCUACUGAUGGCGUGUUUGAAACUAACAAUUUAACAGAAAUUAAAGACUCUGAAUGUGGUCAAUUAUUUCCUAUUGAUGAUAUAUUUAACGCAUCUAAAAUUUGGUUUGUAUCUAGAAAUAGACCUUUAGUGAUAAUAAUAUUUAUCACUGAAUCCAAAUAUACAUAUAUAAAUGAUGUCAAAAAAAUAGUUGAAUUGCAAAAGAAAGAUAUGAAAGUUGACAGAUUUUUUAUAAUACCAAAUAGACAUGAUAUUUACAUGUAUUAUUACAUUAGUUUCAUUUACCUUUAUCAAUCAUUUCACGACUUAGACAUUGUUAAAAUAUUUGCCAAAAUUUGUGAAAAAAACUGUAUAAUACAUCCAGCAACCUAUACCUAUGGAGAAUUUCUAACAUCCUAUUACCAUAUAGCUAAUGUUUAUAAUAUGAGUCAUGAUGAAAGUGUACAGUACUGUGCAGAACAGACCAAUAGUUAUUUGAUUUCAUUCGAGUCCUCUCAAGAAAUAGCUUAUGUGAUUAGUUAUCUAAAAAAAAAUUUUGUUGUAGAAGACUUUUACGACAUGCGCCUACACGUCGGAAUAAGAAAAGACAAUCAGAAUAUAUUUUGGCAGUCAGGAAACCCUUUUGUCUUUAUUAACAAUUUUAACGGUUUGGCAUCUAAAGAAUGUUUCUUUAUAAAUAUUUCAAAUCUUCGAAGUAUCGAUGCUAUUGAAAACAAUACUGAAGGUUUUAUCGAAAAUUUAUUUGCCGAUAAUUGUUCAACAGUAGAGGAGCCUUCUUUCACCAUCUGUGAAUGUCAUUCGAUCCAAUCCAGUCCAAAGAAAGCUCUUAAGUUUAUCAAUGCGGCGUCAAAGAAUUCUAAAGUUAUAGAUGAUUCUUUUCUUUAUUAUGUUUUUUAUUUCUUGGAAAUCCCCCCUCCUUUUAGAAAUCUCAUACAAAGAUCUGAAUAUGUGCACAAUGUUUCAAAUUACCGUAAACAUCUUCAAUUUAAUGACACCUUCAUUUCGUUUUUAUUACCGAAUGGUGACAGCUAUUACAUCUUAGAACGUUUUGAUAUUUCUGACUGUAAGAAAGAGAGUAUAGUUCAACCAAAUUUAACUCUUGAAACACACAAUUUGCGAAGUUUUACUGUAGACAAUCAUUUGAUUUCCGAUAACAAAAUAAAUGAAAUAAAGUCACUCAUCUCAGAAAAGGUUUUUAACAUUGAUGAUAAUAAAUGCGGAACAAAGACUUUGGGCUAUAACUAUCAGGCUCCAACGUUUCGAUGUAAAUUCGAACCAAAUAAAGUUGUUCACAAAUGUAUUAAAACCAAUUCAUUGCGUACCUCAUUUGAUUGUAAAGAUAACUCACACUUACAGAACUGUGAACAUUUCAUAUGUCCUGAAGGUUUAAUUAAAUGUCCCAAUUCUUACUGUAUUUAUAGCACAUAUAUUAAAAAUGAUUAUCGAGAUUGCCCGUUUGGUGAAGAUGAAAUUCAGGUAAAUAAUAUUUUAGGUUUUGUUCAAAUUAGUUUCAUUUUGACACAGUUUUGUAUACAUAUAUCAGACAAAUUUGUUCAAACGUUUCAAAACAUAUUUGAGGACAGAAAAUCAUUUUUUUGUGAUGUCCCUUGCCCCACAAAUUUCACGUGUAUCUCGAACAAAAGGGUAGUGAAUAAGAGUGGAACAGAAAUCAUUGAAUACAUUGAUCAAACUACCAUUAACAUUUAUAACGUAUCCAAUGUAGCGUAUCCAAUCCUUUUUAUUAAAGACAUGUUUACUCUCUUUCAAAUAAUUGAAUUAUAUGCAAGGGAUUGUGAAAUACAAAAUUUUGACUACGCUUUUCAAUAUUGGAAUCUUUCAGAUCUCAUCAAAUUAGAUUUAAGUUACAAUGAGUUAAUAAGUAGUGAUAAUAUGAACAUCAUUAACAAUUUCAAUAAAUUAAAAGUGUUGAACAUUUCCCACAACACAAAUUUAGUAAUAGAUCAAAAUUUUAUUUUCCCUUCAACGCUAGAAAUUAUUGAUUUAUCUUAUACAAAGACGUCAUCAUUAAAAUUCAAUGUUUUCGAAAACUUGAGGCAUCUAAAAGUUCUAAAACUAAUUAAUACUUUUAUUUCUAGUUUUAAAGAUAUGGGAAUACCGGAAUACUUUACACUAGAAAGUUUAUACAUAGAAAAUCUUUCUAUUGCGAAUAUUGAAGAAAAUUUUUUCCGAGGUCUUACUAUAAAUUCUGAGUUACGAACUAGUGAUUAUAAACUUUGUUGUCCACAAAUAUUGAAUCCAAAUAUUUCAGUAGACAAAUGUCAUGCACCUGUAGAUGUCAUCUCUUCAUGUAAACAUCUUGCUGGGGACAUUCUAAAGAGAACAUAUGGACCAUAGGACUUGCAACUUCAGUUAGAAAUGGCAUUGUGUCUAUAGAUUUAGAUCUGGAUUGUUUGUAUCUGGUCUAGCUGUUUCAGAUUUUAGUAUGGGCAUGUACAGUAGAUAUUUAAUAUAAUGAUAUUUAUGUAUUAGAUAAUUAAAAGAUGUUAAAUGGAGACAUAGUUUUGCGUGUCAAUUUGCAAGAUUUCGUUAACAACCUCAAUUUCUACAUUUUAUUACAAAACUUAUAUCAACUCAAUCUGUAUGUCUGGUAAAAAGUUUGUACACGUUAUUUCUCCGACAUCCAAUCUCGGAUCAAGCUGAAAUUUCGCACACAUUUUUGGCUAGACAGACAGACACACAGACAGACAGACUGACAGACAGAGUGAGUUGAUAUAAACUUUGUAAAAAUAUUAUUAAUUGCACAGACUUAUUGUUCUUGGUCUACAUGUGUUAUUGUUCUUGGUCUACAUGUAUUAUUGUUCUUGGUCUACAUGUAUUAUUGUUCUUGGUCUACAUGUAUUAUUGUUCUUGGUCUACACGUAUUAUUGUUCUUGGUCUACAUGUAUUAUUG